AUGCCGUUGUUGAUUGUGUCGGGAAUGCCGAGUUUGGCUAAGAAAGAACUCUUUUUGGGACUGGUGGAGACUUUUAGUCGAGAGUAUUCGCUGGUGGUGGUUGGCCAGGAAAGGAUUGGAGUGGAUUCGCGGGAAGAAGUAAGUGUUCUUAAGGCGGCUGUUCAGAAUAAACUAUCUAUGGAUGUGCUAGUUGCGGUUUAUGCGCCUUUGCACAUGAAGAGUUUGCGGUAUGAAUUGGCUAGUUUAGCUCGGAAUUGUUCCAUGGAUAUGGCCCAUGUCUAUUAUAGAGGUGAAUUUGGUGAAGGAGGUGAGCUUAAGGAGUUGGAAGUACAGCAGGCUUGUUUGCAAGGUAGUGCUGGUCUUGGGUUAGGCUGGGAGUUUAUUCGAGUGGAUCCUAAUGGAGAGAAAGAGUCGGUGGUGGUUAUGCAACGGAUUUUUGAAAAACCUCGUGAUGGUGAUCGUUGGGAUAGGCCUUGUUUGACAGUUGGGUUAGUGGAUGAACGAAUGAAGGCUGUAGUGGCUGAGGAGGUGGCUAGUGUGAUUAAGAAAACAAAGAAGAAGCGAGUCUCGGCGACUAAACUUAUUCCGCAAUUGGAUGAUGCUAAGUACCUAACUAAGGUUAAAGAAGUAAUUAACCAGGUAAUGGAUGAAUGGAAACAGAAAGAAGUUGUUCCCUUAGGCGUAUCUCGGCAGGCAGAACGGGACUUUCUUGCUUCAAUUAAGAUGAACCCGCCACAACUCCCAGAAGUCAAUCGGAUCUUUAGAGAGUACCUUGAGAAGUAUUUGCACAACUAA
Molecule: messenger RNA, 795 nt
Organism: Nematocida homosporus
Lineage: Eukaryota; Fungi; Microsporidia
Product: protein KTI12
Exons: 1
Coding region: 1-795 (264 amino acids)
Source: RefSeq, a predicted model, not a curated record